Messenger RNA from Helicoverpa zea (corn earworm), 2314 nucleotides. RefSeq names its product transcription factor CP2 (gene gem). Gene Ontology annotation, biological process: regulation of transcription by RNA polymerase II. Bases 1 to 2202 code for a protein of 733 amino acids. Gene Ontology annotation, cellular component: nucleus. The transcript has 20 exons. Gene Ontology annotation, molecular function: DNA-binding transcription activator activity, RNA polymerase II-specific; RNA polymerase II cis-regulatory region sequence-specific DNA binding. The record is from RefSeq and is a predicted model, not a curated record. Lineage: Eukaryota; Metazoa; Arthropoda; Insecta; Lepidoptera; Noctuidae.
AUGGAAUUUUAUGAUCUAGAUAAGGACUAUAGUAUGCAUGAUAGUCGGAAGGAAGACAGCUAUACUUGGGAGUCUAGCGUGAGAUUAGCUCUGGUUGGUAGGGAAGAGGAACUCGGGAUGUAUUUGGAAGAGAGGGAAGGGAGGAAGCGGAAGUGGCAGGGGGAGGGGAAGAUGAUGCGGAGGGAUGACAGCGAGGAGAAGGAGCAGAGAAAGGUGCCUCCUAAGAAGGUUAUGGCGGCUCUAAGCGACAUGGGCGGCAGCGGCACCAGCUCGUCUUCUUCACACAUGUCUCCCGGCUGGCAGGUCAAUGACCUCGAUCUGGAUCUGCCCGGAGAGCUGUCUAUGAAUACCCUCCCUUACCGCAGCGAGGCGCUGCUGUCGCUGCCGUCUCUGGCAGUCUUCAAGCAGGAGGCGCCUUCUCCGACUGGCGCCGUGCUGUCUCCGCCACGACGUGUGUGGCCGCCGAGAAGACCUGAUGAUAGACAGAUCAGUGUGGAUUUUACCGAGUUACACCAGAGCCAGGCGGUUUCUGACAGAGAUUUCAAGAAUAUAUGGGAGAUCACGAGCAUGGUGGUGGACAGCAAUCGCGACGCCAUGGAAGAGGGCAGCUGUCAGCAGUCCCCCCCUCACAACGGGAACAUGAUCGUGCAACAUGGCAGCCCAGAGAGCAUGCAAUGCCAGCCUACCAUGCCACCAGGCACCAUUGUACCCAUCAACGGAUAUCACUCUCCAAAUGCACAGGAAAAUAAGAAUGCAGGAUUGCUGAUGUGUUCUCCCGUGGGGUCUUUAGACGGGUUCCUCCACUCGCCGAUACAGACGCGCUCUGAACCCAGCUUCAAGGAUGAUACCAGAUUCCAAUACGUCCUAGCAGCAGCGACAUCUAUAGCUACUAAACAGAACGAGGAGACGUUGACGUAUCUGAACCAGGGACAGCCGUAUGAGAUCAAACUCAAGAAAUUAGGAGACCUGUCGCAUUAUAAGGGGAAGAUAUUAAAGAGCGUGAUCAAGAUCUGUUUCCACGAGCGUCGCCUUCAAUACAUGGAGCGAGAGCAAAUUGCGCAGUGGCACAACGAGAGACCCGGAGAGAGGAUUGUAGAGGUGGACGUUCCUCUCUCAUACGGAGUGAUUCGCGUAGAGCAGCCGGCGUGUCUCAACGCUCUGCAUGUCUUCUGGGACCCCACCAAAGAUGUCGGCGUUUAUAUCAAGGUGAACUGCAUAUCAACGGAGUUCACAGCCAAGAAGCACGGCGGCGAAAAGGGCGUCCCCUUCCGCAUACAGGUGGAGACUUACCUCGCUAGCGACGAACAUAAUAGGCUGCAUGCUGCCGCCUGCCAGAUUAAGGUAUUCAAACUGAAAGGAGCGGACAGGAAACACAAGCAGGAUCGCGAGAAGGUCAUGCGCAGACCUCGCACUGAUUUGGAGAAGUAUCAGCCAGGGUGCGAAGCUACUGUUCUUACUACGCUGUCAAACGAUGCUCUGAUGCCGCCGCCAUCUUUGGUGACCACCUCCCCACCGUACUCGCCUGAAAUGUGUGUGGCCCCCAAGGCUGUAGCGAGCCCAAUAGUGGUCAACAAACCAGUUCUACCACACAAUGCAAUUCUUGCCGCCAAUAAUCAAAUGAAGCCGUCUUAUUGCCAAGAUAACGACGUGAAAGUGAACUCGCCUCCGUGCCACUCGCCCGGAGCCAUAUUGCCUGACCUACCGCAACCCGCCGAAGACCCGGAGAAGAGCUCCGGCCUAUCAAAGGAAGCCACCUCGUCUGAGACGCAGGCGUGGCUCGCGCGUCACCGCUUCGCGCAUCACGCCGCUACCUUCACCAACUUCUCCGGAGCUGAUCUGCUCAGGUUGUCCCGUGACGAUAUCAUACAAAUCUGCGGCCUGGCAGACGGUAUUCGCCUAUUCAACGCUCUGCAUGCCAAACGUAUAGAACCCCGACUGACAGUAUACGUCUGUGCUGCCGGUAGCAACAUCUACAGCGCACUAUAUCUUCACGCGUGUAGAGCCCAGGAGCUACUGCACAAGCUCAACUCGCUGCUGCAUGCUUCCAAGGAAUGCGAGUCGGUCCUAGUGUCUGGCCCCAACGGCGCUCGCGUCCGUCUGACGGACGAACUUGUCCGACACAUGCCGGACAACUCGACCUACCGACUGGAGCGGUUGGACGACUGCGGCGCGUUGCUGCUCUGUGCUACUAAUAAUAAUUAAAUUAUAUAUGUAUAAAGUGAUGAACUACUCGUCAAGAACAAUGUCAGGUUUCGGCCCACCCAAUCAACUUUUAAAACUAAAUUCUCACGGACACAAAGUUAUUUACUACAAC